Messenger RNA from Hansenula ciferrii, 1170 nucleotides. RefSeq names its product Microtubule-associated protein. NCBI's taxonomy places the organism in Eukaryota, Fungi, Ascomycota, Saccharomycetes, Phaffomycetales, Wickerhamomycetaceae. The coding region runs from base 1 to 1170 and encodes 389 amino acids. The transcript has a single exon. The record is from RefSeq and is a predicted model, not a curated record.
AUGGAUUCCCAAUCUGCUGCUGUAAUCACUGCUGCUAUAAAAGAACAAGAGACUUCUCAAAAUAAUAAUAAUACUCCGAAUGAAGAAAAUAAGCAAAACACAGAAUCAAAACAAGAAUCAUCACACCAACAAGAUCAAGAUGUAUCAACUCAAGAAAAUAUUCAUAAUGAGUUGGUUACCGAAGAACAACGCCGUGCGCUUCAAAGAUUAGCUCAACAACAACAAGCUCAUCAAGAUGUUACCGCCAUCCAUAUUGAUCCUCAAGUUCAUAGUCAUAAUGUUGAUGUAACUGAUGAACAACAACAACAACAACAACAUCAACAACAACAGUUUCAAGUGAUUCAACAACAACUGAAUGAAGGGCUGAAGACUAAGGAUAACAAAGUUCUUCCUAGAAAAUCAACACAAAGACCAUUUGCUGUUGACCCAGAGCUUAAUGUUGCUGUGGGUAUUGUUCAAGAUAUUGUUGGUCCAAGAGUUCACCGUGAACAACAACCAGAACAACAGCAAUUCACACCAACAUCAAACGGAUCAAACCAAUGUACAAGAUGUAAAAAAGAAUUUGCUGUUGAGCUAGAUGGGAAAUCAUAUAAAUUAUGUCCACACUGUCGUGAUUUACAAAGACAAAGAUCAAGAAGAUGGCAACAAAGAAUAAAACAAAAAGAUGGUGCUUGUAAAAGAUGUGGUAUUGAAAUCCCCCCAGAUCAGUCAGAAUAUGUUCUAUGUCCUCCAUGUCGUCUGAAUUUGAGAACUAGAAAAGCCAGUAGAUAUGAAAAUGGUAAAUGUGUUCAUUGUUCAGGUAUAAAUGAUUCAACUGAAUUUAAAGUUUGUACAAGAUGCAGAACUAAUGAUAAAUUGAGAAGAAAAACUCUUGAAGAGCGUGGUUGUUGUAACCGUUGUGCCAAUGCUUUAACUUCAAAGGAUGAGAAUCAUAAGGUUUGUUUGAAUUGCAGAUCAAGAAAGAGAAGUUCGACUAAGAAUAAUCAAUCCAAUGUUACAUCAAAUCAACAACCACAACUAAAUGAACAACAAAUUCAUCAACUCCAACAACAGUCACAAGCCACACAACAACCUCAACAAGCUGUGAGCUCAGCAGAUGCUAAUAUUAAUUAUCAACAACAGUUUGCUCAACACGCUCAACAGUUAGAAGCUAAUCUGUUUGCCCAAUAA